Molecule: messenger RNA, 2244 nt
Organism: Penicillium angulare
Lineage: Eukaryota; Fungi; Ascomycota; Eurotiomycetes; Eurotiales; Aspergillaceae
Exons: 5
Coding region: 1-2244 (747 amino acids)
Biological process (GO): phosphatidylcholine biosynthetic process; phosphatidylethanolamine biosynthetic process
Cellular component (GO): cytoplasm
Molecular function (GO): choline kinase activity; ethanolamine kinase activity
Source: RefSeq, a predicted model, not a curated record
AUGCCGUCUUUCAAUGAGGAGCAUGCUAACUCGGAUUCCGAAGUAGCAGGUUUGACCCUCCAUUCGUUGCAAAAAACGACCCAUGCAACUGGAGUUACCCCUGCCUCCCCACCAGAUGGACCGACGUUGAAACAAUACCGAGCCCCCAUCGCGAAAGCCACUGCGCGCCCGCCUAUCAAUCCUACCUCAAUGCCUUCUCCUGCGGCUACCAAUUUUGCUCCCUCGAGUAACAAGCUCGAGGCCACGCGGCUAGAUGAGAGCACGCAAUCGCUUAAAUCUGACGAUGAUCCCCAACUAGGCCUGUUCAACCAAGUAUACGACUGGUUGCAGCAUGAAAAGACUCGCAGAAUGACUCGUAAGGCGCGCCAUGCCGAGGCGAACGCUGCCAAUUCCAUCGCUGUCGCUGAGCGAGAGCCACACCCGCCAGCUCAAGAUCACCCCUCCGAGAGUACAUUCUCGCUUGAUAAGUUGGAGCAUAUCUUGUUGCAGUUUGCUGGCCCCCGAAACCUACAUGGUCUAGCUUCCCACCGGCUCCCCAGGCUCCCGACGCGCCGUCGUCACAAAGGCUUACGUCGGGGAUCUGCCUCCGAAUCAGACUACACUGAUGUUGAGGCACCAGUGCCAAAUGUCGAGGCGGUCCUCGAUAAUACGAAGACACUAGCCUAUAGCUCUAGUAUCGCUGCGGAUAAUGACACUACGAGUGAAAAUUCUUCCAAGCGCUCCAAAGAUCUGGAAGCUUGGGCGGUUUUCAAAGGGGAGAUCGUGCGCAUUGUGCAUACACUUCAGCUUCGGGGUUGGCGCAAAAUGCCGAUGGAAAAGUCCCAUGAGAUCGAAGUCGUUCGACUCAGUGGUGCGAUGACCAAUGCCAUCUAUGUAGUCACGCCCCCCAAGCAUUUUUACAAUCUCAAUCCAAAGGCUGAGAAUGGAUCGACCGCAUUGGUUGCAAGAAAGCCUCCGCCUAAACUUCUUUUGCGAAUCUAUGGCCCCCAGGUGGAUCAUUUGAUUGACCGAGAGAACGAAUUGUCGAUUCUUCGUCGAUUGGGUCGUAAGAACAUUGGACCUCGUGUGCUCGGAACAUUUUUGAAUGGACGAUUCGAAGAAUACUUUGAAGCGCGCCCUCUCACCUUCAAAGAGUUGCGAAUUCCAGAGACGGCGAAGCAGAUUGCCAAGCGAAUGAGAGAGCUGCAUGACGGUAUCGAAUUGCUCGAAGAAGAACGAGAAGGGGGCCCCAUGAUCUUCAAGAAUUGGGAUAAGUGGGUUGACCGCUGUGAGCAAGCGACCACUUGGCUCGAUAAAGAGCUUGAGUCUCCACAAAAUGAACUCAAGAGUGCUACUGAGCCAUGGCGUCGCCGCGGCUAUGUUUGCGGGGUGCCAUGGGCAGCAUUUCGAAAGGCCGUGGAUCACUAUCGGACAUGGCUUAUCGCCAGCUGCGGUGGAAUCGAGCAGAUAAAGCGAGAGCUUGUGUUUGCUCACAAUGAUACUCAAUACGGCAACCUCCUUCGCAUGGAGCCAGCCACUCAGUCGCCGCUUCUUCUCCCUGCAAAUGAACAUAAGCAGCUUGUGGUUAUUGACUUCGAGUAUUCGUCGGCAAACGUUGCGGGACAUGAAUUUGCUAACCAUUUCACUGAAUGGUGUUAUAACUACCAUGACGAAGAACGACCUUGGGCAUGCAACAACCGCUUCUAUCCUACCCCAGAAGAUCAGCGUCGAUUUGUGAUGACUUACCUUACCCAUCGACCAGCUGUGACCGGCGGUGUCGUUUCCCCAUUGUCUACUCCAGCUAUGCGGGGCGGUACUGGUAGUGCCAUCACGCCGUUAACUCUGGAUGACUGCACCGACGCUUCUAACCAGCAGACUGAGAAGUCUAUUGAAGAUGAAUUGGAAGCUGAGGUAGCACGUCUCCUGCACCAGACUCGACUGUGGCGUGUUUUGAACUCGGCACAAUGGGUGGCCUGGGGUAUUGUGCAAGCCAAGGUACCUGGCAUGGAAGAAGGAAUUGCUGAGACGACCGCCACUUCUGGCGAUGCAUCUCCCGAGAAUGGCCACGAUGAGACCCCCACAUCCAAAUCGCCCACUCCUGCUGAUAGCGAAGCUGAUGAGGAAGAGGAAUUUGACUACCUGGCAUAUGCCCAGGAUAGAGCUUUGUUUUUCUGGUCUGACCUGCUUGCCCUGAACUUGAUUAACCCAGAUGAUUUGCCUCCACCAAUGGUUGAACAUAUUCAGAAACGAGUUGUCGAUUACUGA